AUGAUUGAAGAAAACCCAAGACAAUGGCACGCUUUGUUGUCAGAAGCAGUUUGGGCGAAUAGGACCAGCCAAAAGUCGGCCACAGGAACUUCACCUUUCCGAAUGGUGUAUGGGUACGAUGCGAUGUUGCCAAUGGAGCUCAUUGUGAUGUCUACUCGCCGUCUGUACCAGAAUAGAUUGUCUAAGGACGAUUACUUUGACAAGAUGGUAAUAGACUCCUUCGAUCUCGAUGAGGAGAGACUGGCGGCAUUAGAUCACCUCGAGGCCCAGAAAAGAAGGGUUGAGAGGGCAUACAAUAAGCGGGUGAAACCAAAGUCAUUUGCCAUAGGCGAUAUGGUAUGGAAGGCGAUCCUACAUGUUGGUCAUAAGGACAGGCGAACUGGUAAGUGGAGUCCGAACUGGGAAGGCCCAUUUAUUGUGACUGCCAAGAUGACUGGCGGUGCGUAUGUCCUGGCGAAUGUUGACGGGGAGGAACACGACAGCGCGAUCAAUGGACAGUUCCUCAAAAAAUAUGUUCCCAGUUGCUGGGAGAUCAUUGACCGACGGCUAUUUGGAGCCGACGAAGAAUAA
Messenger RNA from Mercurialis annua (annual mercury), 570 nucleotides. RefSeq lists its product as uncharacterized. The record is from RefSeq and is a predicted model, not a curated record. NCBI's taxonomy places the organism in Eukaryota, Viridiplantae, Streptophyta, Magnoliopsida, Malpighiales, Euphorbiaceae. The transcript has a single exon. Bases 1 to 570 code for a protein of 189 amino acids. Gene Ontology annotation, molecular function: nucleic acid binding.